ACCGAGAUGUCUGCUGCAAAUGUUAAACUGAGUUGUUUUGUUCCUAUUUUAUUUAUACUCUCAAUCAGCGUUUGUCUGGCUCGCAGCUCUUCCCCGGAAACACACCAUCGCAACAAAAGGCAGGAAGAGACUCCGGCCUUCACCUGCCCGCAGCAAGAUGGGCUCUUCGCCGAUCCCGAAACGUGCAAGAAGUUCUACAUAUGUUCCGGGUUCCACCCCUUCUCUCAGAACUGCCCCUCAUCUCUCUACUUCGACGAUAUUAAAAAAUUUUGCACGCGCAAGACGAAGCAACUAGUGUGUGGACCGGUUGAAGCACCCGAAGCAACCGAACCGCCAACUCCAGAUCCACUGGCAGCUGCGGAAUGCGACCCUGCGGUCUGCGUCCUGCCCGACUGCUUCUGCAGCUCUGACGGAACGCGCAUUCCAGGAGGUUUAGAAGUCUCCGAGACGCCUCAGAUGAUUCUCUUGUCAUUCGACGGAGCUGUCAAUGCUCUCAACUACGACCACUACCGGAAGCUGCUGAAAAAUUCCAGGACGAACCCUAACGGCUGCCCCAUCAAAGGCACGUUCUUCGUCAGCCAUGAGUACACGAGCCAUUUCCACGUGCAGAAGUUUUAUGCUGAUGGGCACGAAAUCGCCGUGCAUUCUAUCAGCAACCGCUAUCCAGAAGAAUGGUGGUCUACUGCUACCUACGAGGAAUACGCCGAAGAAAUGGUUGGACAGCGAGAAAUCCUUCACCUCUUCGCCAACAUAUCUCGCGACCACUUGCUUGGCAUGAGAGUUCCUUUCCUGCACCCUGGAGGCAACGAAAUGUCCAGCGUCGCCUACGACUACGACUUCGCUUACGAUUCAUCGCUCUCGGUGCCUAAAUCUUACAUGCCCGUGUGGCCCUACACACUGGACUACAGAAUCCCUCAUAAAUGCAUGCAGGGCACAUGCCCGAAAAGGUCCUUUCCGGGUCUGUGGGAGAUUCCCUUGAACACUUUAUUUAGCGAAGAUGGAACAGGUGGCAUGUGCACACUGGCAGAUCAGUGUGUCUUCCAGGAAAAUGAUGAUGAGUCUGUAGAACAAUUCCUAAAAGAUAACUUCAAUAGGCACUACAACACAAACAGGGCUCCUCUGGGUCUAUUUUUCCACGUCAACUGGUUUACAGAUCGUAACAAGACCAACGUUUUGCUCAACUUCGUUGACAACAUCAUCUCGAAACACAAGGACGUGUGGUUUGUGACAAUGCAGGAGCUCAUCUCUUGGAUGAGGCAGCCAACUCGAACCGGAAAUCUCAAUUCCUUCGCCCCCUGGGCCUGCGAAAAAAGGGAGAACAGCUGCAACUUGCCCAACAACUGCCCAGCUCCCCUCACCGUAGACGGCUAUCAAGAAAUGCGGUACAUGCAAACGUGUCUCAAGUGUCCUCCCAAAUACCCGUGGGUCGGUAACUUUGAAGGUGCGCUUGAAGGUCACCGAAUCAUUGAUCUGACAAAGGAAGGGGAAGAGGAAUCAAAAAGAAGAUAGAAAUGAAAAUUCCACCCGUCAAACAAACCGAAACAUUCAGUUUUCACUUUCAGCCGCACUUCUUUUACAGUAAAUUGGUGCACCAAAAAUCGGAACUACUGAUUUGUUUCUGAUUUGCUGGACCAAAUUGUCGAUAGAGGGGCUUCUGAUUUUGACGAUACUUCAACGUUUUGAAAUUUUACUAUUGAUGUAAUCAAAUUCUGAAGAUGAAUGGUUAUAAAUGUGCCUUAACUGUAAGUUAGCACUCCUUAACCAGAGCUUAGGCUACAUUACAAGCAAAUCACAAAUAACUCGCUAUGGCAUCCCAAGAUUACUAACUUUUACGUUCACUUUGCGAGGUAGUGAGAUCACUUUUUUUACAGAACCCUGACUGAUAUGCGAAAUUUCAACUACUAGUCUCUUCACGGAAAAGAUAGACCGAAUGAAAACAAAUUGGUUGCUAGGAUUGCCACUUUUGGGGAUUUCCUCUUGAAUAAAAAAAAGCGAACCACUAUUUGUCCUUGGCAAGGCACUGAUCAGCUUUUGUCCAAUCCAAACACGUGUUUGACGCCGCCGAAUGGCAUAGUUUCUUGUUUACAGAUCUAGUCUAUCUUUCUCGUGAGCUGAGUGCAGAGUAAAAGUAAAUCCAUCUUCUAAAGAGGUUUCGCUCCGUCCAGCUCUGUAUUAGCUAUUCCAGACUGAUGAUUUAUAAUAAAGGUGCAACAUUAAUGUCUGGAUGCCGUGACGAGCUGUUUGGUCUUUGCUUGAUGCCCUAGUGGUUUUUGAGGGAACCUUUCACAAUUGUCUCACCAUCUGUGACUCCUUUUAACAGAUAUACAGUCAACUUUCGAUAACUCGAAGCCCAAGAGACCGGCUAAAACGUUCGAAUUAUUUGUAGUUCGAGUUAUGGGAAGUUUCCACAACAGGCUCAUGAGUUUGGGACUUGAUAAAAACUUCGAGAUAAAGGAAUAUUUGAGUUAUAGGUUUGUAGUUAUCGAAAUUCGACUGUGUAUGCUUACAUUGUGUAAACAUCGCAUUACCACUACUGAUUCAAUAUCAACCAAAAUAUUAGUACUUAUUGCAUCCCAUCUAAACCGUAACUUUUUCAUUCGAAAAUAAAGGAUUAUAAAAAUAGUAAUAUCACAUGCUAUUGAUAUUUACAUAAAUGAAUUGACUCAAAGACAGAAAGGGCCAAAUUUAGCGAGAACCUGCAAUUUGCAUUCAGAGUUUAAAACUGGCUCCAUUGUAGAAGUAAUAAUGAGAAAAUAAUCAUUCAGCUCUCAAAACUUGAUGUAUAAUUUGCGUUACAUCAUGUAACAUAAUAUCCUUUUAUGCCUUUAAAAACUAAAACUGUUCAAGUAUUGUGCUGAUCGAAUAAGUAAAAAGACAGUAUUGGGCAAAUGAAAAAAAUAUUUUUUUUAUAUUUUUCAUUCCAGUCAAAUUGAAAUUUUCAUAUUUACCGGAUAUAGUUCGAUUCUCGUUCACGCCUUCUUCAACCAAUAUUCACCAGACAUUUUGACCCUCGAUCGGAUAGCCAAACUACCAGUCAAAAACUUCUUUUACUUAUAAAAAGGUUUUAACGUACAGUUCAGGUCUCUGACCAAGAGUCGAACUGUCUAAUGAAUACGUGCGUUAUUGAUUGAAGAAGGCUUUGACCGGCGGUUUGGCUUUUGGACCGAACGUCGAAUCGUCUAGUGAAUAUCGUUCGUCUCGUAGUGGAAAUGCGAUGUAAAAAGCAAUGCGUAUAUUAUAAUUACUUGUCUUAUGUGGUUGUUACUGCGAUACGUUUUAUGUGAGGAAAUGUUUUCCAUCCAGGUGUGUAAUUUUACAUUAAAGGUCAUUGUAACCUUUCAAAGAGUUUUGUGACUUCUUUCGAUGUUAAUUUUGAAUCAUCACCAAGAAUAAAGACC
Molecule: messenger RNA, 3398 nt
Organism: Uloborus diversus
Lineage: Eukaryota; Metazoa; Arthropoda; Arachnida; Araneae; Uloboridae
Product: chitin deacetylase 8-like
Exons: 5
Coding region: 7-1509 (500 amino acids)
Biological process (GO): carbohydrate metabolic process
Cellular component (GO): extracellular region
Molecular function (GO): chitin binding
Source: RefSeq, a predicted model, not a curated record